This is a messenger RNA of Trichoderma reesei QM6a, 603 nucleotides long. RefSeq lists its product as uncharacterized. Lineage: Eukaryota; Fungi; Ascomycota; Sordariomycetes; Hypocreales; Hypocreaceae. The transcript has a single exon. The record is from RefSeq and is a predicted model, not a curated record. The annotation marks the transcript as partial.
ACCAUGGACGUGGCCACGGUCAACGAGGUCGUCGACUGCGUCGGCCGCCUGUUCGACCACAUUCCCUACGCCGUCUGCGGAACCGCCGCCCUCAUCUACUACGGCUACCGCGCCUACUCGCCCGACCACGUCAGCAUCACCUGUCCCGAAGAGUCCAAGGAGGCCAUCCGCUGCUGGGCGCUGGCCAAGGGCAUGACGCCGUUGCCCGACAACCCCGACGGCUUCAGCGUGCGCGUCGCCAACGGCCGCUCGUGCCCCGUGUGCAUCAAGUUCAUGAAGAACGGCUUCGAGGCCCUCGAGGUCGUGCGCGUCGGCCCCGGCCAGGCCAGCAUGGUGACGCUGCCCAGCAUCGCAAACACAAUCGCCCGCAGCUACGUCUUCCGCCUGCAUUCCUCGUCCACCGACCGCCAGGCCCUCUAUGCGCGGUACCUGGCCUGGACCCUCAAGCGCAUGGCCGAGAUCCCGCCCUCGGAUCCGAUCCAGCGCCUGACGCCCGAGCGCGCGCGCGACAUCAUCAGCCGCUCCUUCUGGAUUCCCUUCACUCUCUCGUACCCCGAGACGGUGCCGCUCUUUGCUGCCGCCGGCCUCGAGGUCCAGAGCGAC